GACACGUAGCCACGGAUCCCCCCCCCCCCCCCACCCGGACGGGCACAUGUUUCCAGCUGUUGCAGCCGGGAGCCCCGAGCCGCUGGAGGAAGGUGCGGACAGACAGGGCCUGACGGCGCUGCACCUGGCCUGCCUCCACGGCCAGCUGGCCGAGGUCCGGCUCCUCGUGGAGUCCGGGCGGGGCCCGAUCGACUGCAGCGACCUCCAGGGUCGCCGGCCCGUCCACGUGGUCCUGUCGCCCCGGAGCUCGCCCAACACCUCCGCCUGCCUGGCGUACCUGCUGGAGCGCGGGGCCGACACCAACGCCACCACAUGCACGGGGACGACCCCGCUGCACCUGGCCGCCACCGAAGGCCUGCUGGAGUGCACGGAGGCCCUCACGCGGGCCGGAGCCAACGUGUUGGCCCGGGACAGCAUGGGACACACUCCCCUGGAUGCGGCCCGCAUCUUUUGUCGCAGGAAGGUGGCGAGGUACCUGAAAAGCUGCGUGUGGCAAGCUGAGAAAAAUAAAGAAAUGCAGGAGAGGAAGCUGGUUCAGACUCUGUACAGCGAUCUCGUGGAUAUGGUCAAACUCAAUGGCCUUAACAAAAAGACACUUGUGGACGAGAAGAUGGCAGAUUGGGCGGCCAAAAAAGGCUUUCCUCCCCUAAAGGAUUUCUCCCCCGGCGUCUCGGUGAGUCAGUACCACACCCAGUGCCUCCCCUCACAUCAGAUCGGCCCUCGUUCAAAACGUGCCAGGCGGCCAUCGAAGCCGCAGUCAGGGGGUCCCCUGGAGGACAACGGCCCCUCCACCGGGCAGCCCCGGGCCUCCUCCUCCUCCUCCUCCAGACCCUGGACCAUCUUCAUGGGCCUCCAGCCGGAGGAACCCCUCAGAGAGCCCGACCUCCGGGACAAAGUCACGGUGUGGGGGGACCGCGGCGAGAGGCCGCCGCAGUACGCAACCGAGUGGGACGGCGCGCGUCGCCCCGCCCCCGGAGUGCCUUUGGAUCUCCUGGAGAGGGUGUUGUUCCCCAGAGCCUUCCCUUCCAGGAUCGCCUCGCCGCGCUCCUUCGAGCCACGGGACAUAGCGGGGGUGCAGCACAGAGGACGCCCCCAGGGGCAGAGCCCCUCCCCCUGGACAGAGGUGGCCAUGCACCUGGCUGAAGUACUGGAGGCGGGACACUACUGACCAUCGCACUUUGUUCUGGAAGAGCUCCUGAAAUGAGUAGACGCUCGGAAGAAAUGCAUUAAAAGACGUUUCAAUAUUUUAUAUUGAAAACGAAAGAGCAUGGAGCCCUUUUUUUAGUUUUAAUAUAGUUUGAAUAUACAUUUGAAAAUUGAAAUUAUUUGCAUCUUCCCUUAAAUUGAAGCCUCCCUGACUACAUAUUCCGCCAAGACCUCAGCUCGACGUGACCAAAUUAAAAAUGCCACACAAUCCAGACGCUACACCUCCAAAAGCGGGGGGUGAACCUCAGUGAACUGGGUCACCUGUCUCAGGUGGAUCUGCACUUUCUCUGCUCUCCCCGGGGAACUGACUCGGGAUCCUGGGUGAGGGCUUGUCAACAGCAGGUUGUGACUGGGAGCUGUGGCAUGUCAGCUUAAUGUGUGUGUGUAUGUGUGUGCGCUGAGGUUUUUUUUCCUUUACUUCACACCUCAGCGGGGGUCAAAGUGCACGCUGGCCUCAACCUGGUGUGACCCAGCCACAUGGGACUUGGAGAACGUGAAGUCAACCAAAUAGGGCCAUAUAUUGCGCACACACCCACACACAUCUUUGAUGGUGGGAAGUUCAAGGUGUGACAAAAAAAAAAGAAAAUCCAUCGCACUGGAAAAUAAAGUAACAUUGAACGGGUGAAUUAAACAGAUUUAAUUGGAAUUGACGAAGAUAAGUCCCUCUAUUUUUGCUUUUUAUUUCAACCUGUGAAAAGAACGGUUUCAUCUGACAGUUAUUCCAACAAAAUCAUUUAUUAAACAUUUGUGUGCAUACCAGCCUACAAACAAUUGCACUCGUUAAUUGGUAAAAAGAAUUUCGGCUUCUUUAAUAACACUUUGGAGCAGCUUUUGUCCCCCGGCACGUGGAGCUCCGGCUUCGAUCUGUGGAUU
Pungitius pungitius (ninespine stickleback) is the source of this 2079-nucleotide messenger RNA. It is a transcript of the gene ankrd53, whose product is annotated as ankyrin repeat domain 53. The transcript has 5 exons. Gene Ontology annotation, cellular component: spindle pole. The record is from RefSeq and is a predicted model, not a curated record. Lineage: Eukaryota; Metazoa; Chordata; Actinopteri; Perciformes; Gasterosteidae. Gene Ontology annotation, biological process: positive regulation of microtubule polymerization; mitotic metaphase chromosome alignment; regulation of mitotic spindle organization. Bases 47 to 1168 code for a protein of 373 amino acids. Gene Ontology annotation, molecular function: protein binding.